Paralichthys olivaceus (Japanese flounder) is the source of this 792-nucleotide messenger RNA. Lineage: Eukaryota; Metazoa; Chordata; Actinopteri; Pleuronectiformes; Paralichthyidae. The record is from RefSeq and is a predicted model, not a curated record.
AAAUGACGAAUGUCACACAAACUUCAAACAGACCAAAAGCAGAGAGCAAGUGACGGAAGCACUCAGCAGUUUUGUUGAGUCCAGUGCGCACAUCAUGUGGGGGUAUCUGAGACAGUUGAAACAGCUGCGGCAGGUCUUGGAGGCAUCCGACUUCUUCAGAACACACGAGGUUGUGGGCAGCUCCCUGCUGUUUGUGCAUGACUGGACAGGCAGAACAGGAGUCUGGAUGAUCGACUUUGGAAAGACAGUAGCCUUGCCUUCACCACUCACCUUGGACCACCGCACUGCCUGGGUAGAAGGCAAUCGAGAAGAUGGCUACCUGUGGGGACUGGACAACCUCAUUGACAUAUUAGGAAACAUGCUGCCGCUGUGCUAAAGGCCACUCUCAAAAUGUGUGGAAUUUUACACACAAACUUCCCUAUAACACUUACAAAUGAAUUACUGUAGAUGGGUUGGCUUCUGAAAUGUUGUCAGAAUUGUAGGAACAAAACGGUAAUUAAAAAAAACAAUUGAAGGUGAAAUGCAAGAUUUGUUUGAUAGGUUACAAUAACUCAGCCCCAAAAACAGUCUCAGUCUCGCAGGAGAUGUCCGACUGGGCAAUCUUGAGACGACAUCCUCAUUAGUUCGAGAAAAACAUCAGGAAUAGGCAAUUAUAAGCUAAAAAAUAUCUGUUGACAUCAGAAAUGUAACAAUAUCUCAUUAAAAUGUUGCCAAAACUAUAAAGUUACGAUGUGGACAGUUAUUUUCUGCAUUUAAAAAAAGUAUACAUUACAUUUGCUGCUCAAUUAUCAU